AUGGGAUAUUUUAUCCGAUCGAUCAGAACUUAUUUGUAUAACUUAGAGAUCGCUUUCAAUUGGCCAGUCAAUUGUCCACUCGAAGUAAUGGAAUUGGUUGGCCGAGAACGAUUCAAUGCGAAUAAUCCUAAAUAUAUGAUGCCAUUUUUUUGGAUGUCAGAACCGGUUCCAGCAACAAGAUCUUGGGGAAUAAUUGUUUGCGCUAUUGAAUGGAUGUUCGGUCUUAUAUGUUUAUUAUUUAACAUAUUACACUUCGGCAUAUAUUUACCAAAAUACAAAGGUAAUGGAAUACCGGGAACAGUAUUUUUUGUAACGCUUAUUCAAUUCAGUAUUUUUUAUGCUAAUAAAGUUUUAUUUAUUAUUGCGCUAAUCGAAAAACGGGUUCGCUUACUUAAGCAACAGUUAAUAUUCCAGUAUGCAACUAGUGUUAUACUACUUAUCAAUGUAUCAUUUACGGUGGCGGCAGAUGCUGGUGGCUAUGAUGAACAAAAUUUAUAUGCGUCUAAAAAUCCAAUUCUUAUACGAUUCGUCGCUUUUCUCUCAUUUAUUUUCAUUUUUGUUCAACUUUUCCUUCGUUGGAUGACUGUCUCUGUUUAUAGUUUCCUGCGUGACACUCGACGAUUCAUACAAGCUGUGGAAAAUUCAAUGCUAAGAUAUCGUAAGCGAGUAUUUUUCACAUAUUGUUCUAUAGUUUUUGAGAAUACGCAAAAUAUGAAAAAACCGGUAAGUUUUAUAUUUUGCUUUUUUUUUUGA
This is a messenger RNA of Dracunculus medinensis (Guinea worm), 753 nucleotides long. The record is from the annotation of a GenBank genome assembly. Lineage: Eukaryota; Metazoa; Nematoda; Chromadorea; Rhabditida; Dracunculidae.